Messenger RNA from Pyrus x bretschneideri (Chinese white pear), 1413 nucleotides. Its product is annotated as ceramide synthase 1 LOH3. Gene Ontology annotation, cellular component: endoplasmic reticulum; membrane. The coding region runs from base 129 to 1076 and encodes 315 amino acids. Gene Ontology annotation, molecular function: sphingosine N-acyltransferase activity. Gene Ontology annotation, biological process: ceramide biosynthetic process. The transcript has 6 exons. The record is from RefSeq and is a predicted model, not a curated record. NCBI's taxonomy places the organism in Eukaryota, Viridiplantae, Streptophyta, Magnoliopsida, Rosales, Rosaceae.
UUGUUGUGCGUACGCUUUUCAAAAGUCAAUCGCCCUUUCAUCUUCCUCGAACACCGAUCUACGACGCGUUCCGCCGGCUCCUCCACCGCCUCCGCCUCCGCCUCCGCCUCUGCAGAUUCUUGGGUUUGAUGGAGGAAAUAAUGGGUCUGUUCGGAAUCAGUGAUUUGGUCAAACUCAACUGGGAGGAGGAGUCGUACCCAGUGCCCAAUGACUUCUUUGUCCUCCCCUUGUUCGUUCUUCUUUUCCCUUCACUCAGGCUCGUCCUGGACAUCUUCUUCUUUGAGAGAUUAGCAAAGCGCCUUUUGUUUGGAAAGAAGCAUGCAUUGGUGAAUGUUGAGACACGCGAUAAUCGGAAGAAAGUUAGUAAAUUCAAAGAGUCAGCAUUCAAAUGUGUGUAUUUUUUCACUGCAGAGAUUUUGGCCCUUUCUGUUACAUACAACGAGCCUUGGUUCACCAAAACCAGAUACUUUUGGGUAGGGCCUGGCGAUCAGAUUUGGCCCGACCAGAAAACCAAAUUAAAAUUGAAGGGACUUUACAUGUAUUCCGCUGGAUUCUACAUCUACUCCACCUUUGCUUUGGUGUUUUGGGAAACAAGGCGUUCUGACUUUGUGGUGUCAAUGGCUCAUCAUGUAGCAACUACAAUUUUAAUUGUGGCAUCUUACAUAUUCAAGUUUUCUCGAGUUGGCUCAAUCAUUUUAGCUCUCCAUGAAGGAUCUGAUGUGUUUUUAGAAAUUGCAAAGUUGUCAAAAUAUUGUGGCUUUGAAAUUCUUGCCGGCGUUGCUUUUGUUACUUUCGUUCUCUCUUGGACAGUACUACGUCUUAUUUACUUUCCAUUCUGGAUAAUAUGGAGUACCAGCUAUGAAGCUCUUCUGAAGUUGGACAAGGAGAAGCACAUAGUGGAUGGAUCUAUAUACUAUUACCUGUUUAAUACUCUUCUAAUUUGCUUACUCAUUUGUCAUGUUUAUUGGUGGAAGUUGAUGGUUCAGAUGCUCGUGAAGCAAAUUCAGGCUAGAGGGAAAGUUGAUGACGAUGUUCGAUCAGAUUCUGAAGGCGAGGAUGAUGAACACGACGACUGACAGUAAAAAGACUGUUCAAACUCACCGGGAGAGUCAGCCAGGAGAUAGGUUUGUGCUUUCACCAUAGGGUAGCUCGUCGUGUGAGGUGCCUAUGUAUUCUUUAGAUUACAUUGAAACAUUUUUUAUGAGAUCCAUAUGAUGUCGUAUAAACAGGCAAGCGAAUCUGUUCGUCCAUUUUUUCGUAUUCACACGAGCAAAUGUCUAUGUAUUGUUGAUAUCUGUAACACAGUUGAGUGAAGCGAGGAGGUAGGAUGAAAAACCACCAUAGUUUAUUAUACUAAAAUUACUAUCGUUCGAGUUGUAGUUGUAUAAUAAACAAGUUCUUGGUUUAGCGAUA